This is a messenger RNA of Dimorphilus gyrociliatus, 1005 nucleotides long. The record is from the annotation of a GenBank genome assembly. NCBI's taxonomy places the organism in Eukaryota, Metazoa, Annelida, Polychaeta, Dinophilidae.
GGUCUUAUUACGUAUGGUUGUUGUAUAAUAUUCCCACGUGUUGUGAAUCGUAAGAUUCAGGACUAUUCUGUGUAUAACAUUAUAAUAUUGAAUCUUAACAUGACAUCUGUCAAAGCAAGCGAUAAUGAAAUUAUCUUAAUUGGAAAAGUUCUAAAUAAUACCAACGAGCCUUUAAAGAAAAGAUUUCGAGCUUUAUUUACAUUACGAAAUUUAGGUGGAAAACAAUCUAUUGAAGAAAUCAACAGUUGCUUUAAAGAUGAAUCCGAAUUAUUGAAACAUGAAUGCGCUUAUGUUCUAGGACAGAUGCAGGAUGAGUUAGCUAUUGAUUAUUUAAUAAAAAUAUUAGAAGACGAGAGUCAGCAACCUAUCGUUCGACAUGAGGCCGGUGAAGCACUUGGCGCUUUAGGCGAUGAUAGAGUUAUGCCUAUUCUAGAAAAAUAUUCUACUUGCUCGAUAUCCGAGAUAGCAGAAACUUGCUAUUUGGCUAUUAAAAGGAUAAGAUGGCUUAAAGAAUCGAAAGAAGAAGUGUCAGAAAAUCCCUAUAAAUCAGUAGAUCCAGCUCCACCUUCGGCUGAAAAAAAUAUUGAAAAAUUAACAACAACAAUGCUGAACGAAAAAGAAGAUCUAUUUGAAAGAUAUCGGGCCUUGUUCGCUUUGAGGAAUAUAGGCACAACGGAGGCUGUUCUAAGCUUGUCAAAAGGUUUGUUUGUUGGAAGUCCGUUGUUCAGGCACGAAAUAGCUUAUGUCUUAGGUCAGAUGCAACAUGAAGCCGCUAUUCCUUCCCUAGAAGAAUCUCUUAGAGAUCCAUUAGAAAAUUGUAUGGUUAGACACGAAAGUGCUGAAGCUUUAGGUUCAAUAGGAUUAUCAAAAUGUAAUAAUGUCCUAAAAGAGUUUCUUCAAGAUAAGGCUCGAGUUGUCAAGGAAAGUUGCGAAGUAGCUUUGGACAUGAGUGAUUAUAACAGCAGUGGAGAAUUUCAAUACGCCAAUGCUCUGCUAAGUACGUAA